Messenger RNA from Besnoitia besnoiti, 1191 nucleotides. RefSeq lists its product as uncharacterized. The transcript has a single exon. Lineage: Eukaryota; Apicomplexa; Conoidasida; Eucoccidiorida; Sarcocystidae. Bases 1 to 1191 code for a protein of 396 amino acids. The record is from RefSeq and is a predicted model, not a curated record.
AUGUCGCUGCUCAUCUGUGUGAGCGCCUUGUCCUUGGAGUCCUACGCACCGACGCAUCUGCACCACCAUCUUCCGCAGUCUCUCCCGUCGAUGGGCGUCACGCCGGGGGCCUCUGACGCGCGACCGAUGAAACGCACGGCGUUGCUCUCCGUUGCCGACAGCGAAUUGGGCGAAAUUCGAAGAGGCGCCUGCUGGGGACACUCAGUGUGGACAGAGAACAGCGGUGACGUGGAUCGCCGUCGUUCCAUGCACUCUGUCGGCUCGCCCUUUCUAGACGGCCAAAUGCGUAUGAAGGAUCGCUUCCGAAAAGGGACCUCCGUUGACUCUCGUGCGCACCGCAGAGGCGGACCCACACCGGCGAUGCUCCUUCUGGCGGGAACAGAUGGUUCAGAGUCCUCUCUCAAUUCACCUUCGCUCCUCUCUUCCAUAUAUUCCUCAGCGACUUCACGCCGGUCAGCGUCUCUCCCCAGCUUUCCACCAUCGCCACCGUCGGCGCCCCCUGCGCACCCGCUUACGUCUCUAGCUUCCAUACCUCACCUCUCAGUAUCUUCGUCGAACCGGCCCUCUGCUUCGUUACCUGGGCUCUUCUUUCCGGCGAGGCAGUGCCCGCCACUAGAUAGCAUCGCCUCGUGCGACCGGCGACGCGCUAGCCAGGCUUCUGUCGCGUUCCCCGUUCUUGCGUUUUUUGGCGGGAAUGCGGCGGACAGCGAGGACCGCGCCUCUGCGGAGUGCCGGCAGUCCGGUUCUUUCUCGCGUGCCUGCUCCGCUUCGACCGCGCGUUUAAAGUCUCUCUUCACCUGGUUGGGCCGUCAUAUCUUCGACUCUCGCGCCUCAUGCGGAACCAGCUCCGGCAGUCAAGGCAAUUUCCCGCCGGAAAGCGCUGAUAUCUUCUUGCCUGGGAGGGGUAAUGUCUCUUCCGAUGUGACUCUGUCGCCGGGUCCGGAAUCUUUGGCUCUCCAUGCACUUCAGUCCGUGCUCGGAACCGCCCCCCUGUCCGAGUGCUUGCUCAGUGGCGAGCAGAAAAAGCGCCGAGGCGAAAUCAAACUUGGAAGCGGGGAAAACCAGCACGCGGAAGUCGACGACCGCGUCGGAGGUGAAGAGUGUGAUGCAGGUGAGGAAGCGAACCGCCAGACCGAAAAGCUGUCAAUGGAGGACCGCAAGGAGAUAGUGAAACGCAGAGUCAAAAUAUAG